CAAAAAUUUAGAAGCCUCAGAGAUUUAAUUACAAAUUAUUUGGGCCACAAACAAAAUUCCUGUGUAAUGUUGAUUUGAAUACAAAAUUUAGCGUAAACAAAAUUUCAGUUUAAAUAAUCAAAAACUUUUUAAACAAUAAAAAAUGUCGAACGAAAAUAAAAGCGAUGAAAAAGAUAAAAGGGUCAAAAUACAGGUGGAGGGCGAAGAUGAGGUGGAAGGUGAGGCUGGCAGGAGGAAGAUGAAGAGGUUCCAACUUCCUAAUCUACCUCGAUGGUGGCAGGCGAAAAUCAUUCAAUAUGCCUUCGCGCAUCCGCACGUCCGUGCCCGCCUGGAGAAACACAUGGGUUCAAACCUGGUGAGGCUGACGGACAAGAACUACAUGAACGAACUGGAGGAGAGGAUACGAGCUGUCAAUGAAGAGAACCUCAAUAAGAGGAUAUCCAGCAGAGUCCUCGAUGAAAUGGAAAGACUCAAGCGCCUUAUAUUAGUCGGAAAGACACCAUUGAAAGAAUGCCCACCGGAAUUAUUCAAUCAUCCAGUUUUUGUCUUCUGGAGAAUGGUGAAUAGAGAAGUUGCGAAAGCGUCAAAGAAACGAGCUGAUGCGUAUUAUAGGAAGCUGAAAUCGUCACAGAAAUUAGAUCAAGCACUCGAAGAAGAAGCUGAACCCGAGGUAAUCGAGGAAGAGGGUGAACAGCUAAGUGCAGAACAGUUAUUGGCAAAAUGUCGAGCUGAACUGGAAGAACUGAAGCAGGUCGACAUCGAAAAAGGCGUCCGGUUCACUGACGAACAGUUUGCACUUCUCAAAUACGAAACCAAUGAUGUGAAGAACCUGAAAACAUUAACUACUGUCGAAGAACUUUACGCCUUGGCUGAUAAAAUAAUUGGAACAAAACGGGUUUGAAUAUAUAAAAACGUGUUUUAAGUGUAAAUGUUGUGAGUACAUAAGUUUUUAGACAUUCAUUUCAUGGAUUUUUAUUUAUCAAACAGAAUUAUUUUAUAAGAAUUUUCAAAAUAAAUUUUGUA
This is a messenger RNA of Pieris brassicae (large cabbage white), 1023 nucleotides long. RefSeq lists its product as uncharacterized. NCBI's taxonomy places the organism in Eukaryota, Metazoa, Arthropoda, Insecta, Lepidoptera, Pieridae. The transcript has 6 exons. The record is from RefSeq and is a predicted model, not a curated record. The coding region runs from base 143 to 901 and encodes 252 amino acids.